Molecule: messenger RNA, 321 nt
Organism: Rotaria sp. Silwood2
Lineage: Eukaryota; Metazoa; Rotifera; Eurotatoria; Philodinida; Philodinidae
Source: the annotation of a GenBank genome assembly
AUGGAUGCUGUCUACGAGAAUCAUUUUCGACGUGAUAAUGUUAUGCGUGAUAUGAAUAAAGCAUAUCUUGCUUUCAAGAGUGCUUCUUGUUCAUCAAAUUACAAAAUUGUAACUGGUCAUUGGGGUUGUGGUGCAUUUCUUGGUGAUAAAACACAUACAUUUUUACAACAAGUUUGUGUAGCUGCUACACUGCCAAUGGUCAAGUUGACCUAUUCUGUUUUUAUGGACGAAAAUUUGGCAACGAAAUUUAGAUGGUUAUUGAAGAAAAUUAAUGGAAAAAUGAUUAAAGAAGUAAUGGAAGAUGAAGAUAUGAUUGAAUAA